This is a messenger RNA of Cimex lectularius (bed bug), 1336 nucleotides long. RefSeq names its product hsp90 co-chaperone Cdc37-like. Gene Ontology annotation, cellular component: cytoplasm. The record is from RefSeq and is a predicted model, not a curated record. The coding region runs from base 142 to 1260 and encodes 372 amino acids. The transcript has a single exon. Gene Ontology annotation, biological process: protein stabilization; protein folding. Gene Ontology annotation, molecular function: heat shock protein binding; protein-folding chaperone binding; protein kinase binding. NCBI's taxonomy places the organism in Eukaryota, Metazoa, Arthropoda, Insecta, Hemiptera, Cimicidae.
ACACAUGAGAACAAUCGGCUUCAUUAUUUUAUAAUUUUUAUUCAAUUAAAAUCGAGCUUUCAUAUUAUAAGUUAGACAAGCCUUUGUUUUUCUCUGCAUCUGAGCCACCAAAUUUGAAAGUGAGGUAUUGGUAUCGUCGAAAUGGUCGACUACAGCAAAUGGAAGAGCAUUGAGAUCUCCGAUGAUGAAGACGAGACGCACCCCAACAUCGACACGCCCUCGCUCUUCAGAUGGAAACACCAAGCGAGGAUCCAGCGGAUGGAGGAGGCCAAAAAGGAAAAGGAAGAGUUUGCGAAAGCCAAAGAAGUCAAUCGGAAGAGGAUUGACGAGAUAAAAGAACAGCUGUCUAAGGGAGAUGGCGAGGAGGUGGACGUCCCUUUGCUCACGGCCAAACUCGAAGAAUUAGAGAGGACGGAAGAGAAGCUGAAGAAGACCGAAGAAGAGCUCAGAGCGAAAGAGAGAGUGACGCCUUGGAACGUGGACACGAUCAGCCAGCCCGGUUUCACGAAAACAUUGAUAAACAAGCCGCCUCAGUUGGAACUGGAAGAGCUGUCCGAAGAGGAGAGAGAGAAGAAGAUGCAAGAGUUCAUCGAACAGAACGAGAAAGAGCUCAAGGUGUACGGUAUGCUGAGAAAGUAUGAAGAUAGUAAAAAGUUCUUACAAGAACAUCUGCAUCUCGUUUCCGAAUACACUUCCAAUUAUCUCGUCAUUUGGUGCAUAAACCUGGAGUUGGAAGGUAAGCAGAUGUUGUCCCAGCACGUAGCCCACCAGUGCAUCUGCAUGCAGUACAUCCUCGAGUUGGGAAAGCAGCUCGAAGUCGACCCGAGGGCGUGCGUCAGCUCUUUCUUCACGAAGAUCCAAAUCUGCGGCGAGGACUACAAGUCGAGCUUCGACGACGAAUUGAAAGCUUUUAUCAACCGGGUGAGAAGGAGGGCCGAGGAAAAGCUGGAAAUGGCGAUCCAAGAGCAGGAAAUAGAGGAACGAGAGGCGAGGCUUGGCCCGGGGGGUCUCGACCCGCUCGAAGUCUUCGAAUCUCUGCCGGAGUCCUUCAAAGAAUGCUUCGAAAAACAGGACAUCCCGUUGCUGCAGAAAGCGGUCGCCGAGAUGCCAGAAGAAGAAGCGGCCUAUCACAUGAAGCGCUGUGUCGAUUCCGGCCUCUGGUUGCCCGACGGCGGAAAAACAUCAAAAGAACCCUCUCAGGUCCAAGAAGAAAGUGAAACAAAGGACGAACCCGAAUCGUCCACCAGCCAAGAAAAAUAACUCGACGUUAAAUCUCCCUAUGCAAGAAAACUCGCUUAUAAAAAUAAAUAAUAAUUACUAAACUGCAAAUGCAAUA